AUGGCGCCGACAACGUCGCCCUUUCGCCUUUGCGUCGUCGCCGCCGUCGCGGCGCUGUGUGUCGACGGCACACUGGCCGGCGUGGCCAAGGCGCCGGAGAGCUCAUGUCGGAGGACGACGGUGGCCAUCCUGGGAGGAGGCAUGGCCGGCAUCGCCGCAGCGCAAGCACUUCACAACGCCUCGGUGACCGACUUUGUCAUUGUCGAGUAUCAGAAUCGGAUCGGCGGACGGGCCAUCGACAGCCAAUUCGGCCGCCGGCCGGACGGCUCGCCCUACACCAUCGAGCUCGGCGCCAACUGGCGUCGGUUCUUGGCUUACGAGGCAACCAACGGGCAGAUUCAGGGGCUCGGGAACCCCGGCGGUCCAGAAAAUCCCAUCUGGAGCCUGGCUGACCUUGACCGUUUUUGCCCGGCGGCACCAAAGGCGAAGAAGCACAAGCUGGCCAAUACGCCGUCAAACUACAGCUCGAUCCUGACCUACGACGAGACGGGCGCGUCCGACUACGGCCACCUCCUCGAGGCCUACGAGGCGGCGGCGAGGAACAUGACGGUCGAGGCCGGCCGGCUCCUGGCUGAGAACCUGCAGGACCAGAGCGCGCGGAGCGGCCUGUCGCUCGCCGGCUGGAACCCCCGGCACGACGACAUGGCGGCGCAGGCGGUCGAGUACUGGAGCUGGGACUGGGAGACGACGGUGCCGCCCGAGGUGUCGUCGAUGAUCUUUGGCGCCGCCGGCAACAACCUCACGUUUCGCCAGUUCAGCGAGGACAACAACCUCGUCGUCGACGCGCGCGGCUACCGGGCCAUCAUCGAGGGCGAGGCGGCUACGUUCCUGACGGCCAACGACACGCGCCUGCGCCUCAACGGCAGGGUGACGAGCAUCUCGCACGACGAGGCGGGCGUGGUGGUGCGCAGCGACGACGGCAGCUGCCUCUCGGCCGCCUACGCCCUCUGCACCUUUUCGCUCGGCGUCCUGCAGCACGGCGACGUCGAGUUUGCGCCGGCGCUGCCGACGUGGAAGCAGCGGGCGGUGCACAAGUUCUCCAUGGGCACCUACACGAAAAUAUUCUUCCAGUUCGACGAGACGUUUUGGCCGACGGACAAGGAGUACUUUCUCUACGCGUCGCCGACGACGCGCGGGUACUGGGCGCAGUGGCAGUCGCUCUCGACCGACGGCUUCCUGCCGGGAUCCAACAUCCUCUUCGCCACCGUCACGGGCGACGAGUCGUACCGGCUCGAGCAGCUGAGCGACGACGAGGCGAAGCUCGAGGGCCUCGCCGUGCUGCGGCAGAUGUUCCCCGACAGGACGGUGCCGGAGCCGACGGCCUUUACCUACCCGCGGUGGACCAAGACGGCCUGGUCGCGCGGCAGCUACUCCAACUGGCCCGUCGGCACGACGCUCGAGAUGCACCAGAACCUGCGGGCCAACGUCGGCCGCCUCUGGUUCGCCGGCGAGGCGACGAGCGCCGCCUACUUUGGCUUCCUCCACGGCGCCUGGUUCGAGGGCCGCGAGGCGGGCGAGCAGAUUGCCGGCCUGCUGCGAGACGGAUGCGGCCGGUCGGCCGAGGCAGCCGGCGAGCGGCGGUGCGGCGCACGCGUCCACUACGAGACGCUCCACGGCACGUCGCCGCUGGCCAGCUACAACGUGCUGAACGGCUGGGCGACGAGCAGCUUCUACGCGAGCAAGGCGAGCGCGCAGUAG
Messenger RNA from Drechmeria coniospora, 1698 nucleotides. RefSeq lists its product as uncharacterized. The record is from RefSeq and is a predicted model, not a curated record. The transcript has 7 exons. NCBI's taxonomy places the organism in Eukaryota, Fungi, Ascomycota, Sordariomycetes, Hypocreales, Ophiocordycipitaceae. Gene Ontology annotation, molecular function: oxidoreductase activity. Bases 1 to 1698 code for a protein of 565 amino acids.